AGUACUUCCUGAUUGCACAUUACGUCACAUUGAUAAACAGUUUGUUUCGACAAAGUUGAUAUGUAUGAGAUUGAUAUAUAUGAGUUGAAUUAACUAGAGGUUCUCCUGGUUCUUUUCGCCGAAUAGCAAUAUUGAAGAGAGGUUACUUCUACAGUCAGUAGCACUUAAAGAACUGAUAACAUGCAGAACUACGGUAAAGCAAUAAAGACUUUUUUGGGACAAUAUCCGACGGGGAUCGCUCUUAUCACAGUCACAGGAGUGGGGCUCUUUGCUCUGCGUAAAUGGCUGGCUGGAGGGGUGUGUACGAGCAAAGCCCGGCUGGACGGGAAGACUGUCCUUAUCACCGGAGCCAACACUGGGAUUGGGAAAGAGACUGCAGUUGACAUGGCUAGCAGGGGGGCGAGGGUUAUUCUGGCCUGCAGGGACAUGACAAGAGCCAAUCAAGCUGCAGAGGGUAUCAGGAGGAGGAGUGGCAAUGGGAAUGUGAUUGUCAAAAAGUUGGACUUGGCAUCCCUACAGUCUGUGCGACAACUAGCCAAAGAGAUCCUGGAAAGUGAAGAGAGACUGGACAUCCUUAUUAAUAAUGCAGGUAUCAUGAGCUGUCCAAAAUGGCAGACUGAAGAUGGCUUUGAGAUGCAGUUUGGUACCAACCACUUAGGCCACUUUUUAUUGACAAAUUGCCUUUUGAAUCUCCUUAAGAAAUCAGUCCCAAGCCGUAUUGUCAACGUCUCCAGUUUAGCUCAUGAAAAAGGCAAGAUCUAUUUUGAAGACAUAAACUUAGAUAAAGAUUACAGUCCAUGGAAAAGCUACCGGCAGAGUAAGCUAGCUAAUGUGCUCUUUACUAGGGAGCUGGCAACACGACUACAAGGAACUGGAGUAACUACAUACAGCCUCCAUCCUGGAGUCAUCCGGACUGAGCUUGGUCGGCACUUCUGGCCCACCAUUCCCCUGUGGAAAAGAGCCAUCUACAAGACUCUUAGUUUUUGGCUCAAGUCCCCUAGAGAGGGAGCCCAGACCACCAUCCACUGUGCCGUAGAAGAAAGCCUGGCAGAUGUCACUGGACUCUACUACAGUGACUGUGCCCCAAAAACUGUGGCCCCUCAGGGCCAGGAUGAUGCAGCUGCCAAGAAACUGUGGGACCUGAGUGCCUCCAUGGUUGGUCUGGCAUGAUGGACCUGGUUACCACUAGGACUGGCCUAGCCUUUAGAAUGUUGACAUACAGUUGAAGUCAGAGGUUUACAUACACUUAGGUUGGAGUCAUUAAAACCUGUUUCUCAACCACUCCACAAAUUUCUUGUUAACAAACUAUAGUUUUGGCAAGUCGGUUAGGACAUCUACUUUGUGCAACACAAGUCAUUUUUCCAACAAUUGUUUACAGACAGAUUAUUUCACUUAUAAUUCACUGUAUCACAAUUUCAGUGGGUCAGAAGUUUACAUACACGAAGUUGACUGUGCCUUUAAACAGCUUGGAAAAUUCCAGAAAAGGAUGUCAUGGCUUUAGAAGCUUCUGACAGACUAAUUGACAUCAUUUGAGUCAAUUGGAGGUGUACCUGUGGAUGUAUUUCAAGGCCUACCUUCAAACUCAGUACCACUUUGCUUGACAUCAUGGGAAAAUCAAAAGAAAUCAGCCAAGACCUCAGAAAAUAAAUUGUGGACCUCCACAAGUCUGGUUCAUCCUUGGGAGCAAUUUCCAAACUCCUGAAGGUACCACGUUCAUCUGUACAAACAAUAGUAUGCAAAUAUAAACACCAUGGCACCAUGCAGCCGUCAUACCGCUCAAGAAGAAGACGCGUUCUGUCUUCUAGAGAUGGAUUUACUUUGGUGAGAAAAGUGCAAAUAAAUCCCAGAACAACAGCAAAGGACCUUGUGAAGAUGCUGGAGGAAACAGGUACAAAAGUAUCUAUAUCCACAGUAAAACGAGUCCUAUAUCGACAUAACCUGAAAGGCCUCUCAGCAAGUAAGGAGCCACUGCUCCAAAACCGCCAUAAAAAGACCAGACUACGGUUUGCAACUGCACAUGAGGACAAAGAUCAUACUUUUUGGAGAAAUGUCCUCUUUUCUGAUGAAACAAAAAUAGAACUGUUUGGCCAUAAUGACCAUUGCUAUGUUUGGAGGAAAAAGGAGGAGGCUUGCAAGCCGACGAACACUAUCCCAACCGCGAAGCAUGGGUGUGGCAUCAUCAUGUUGUGGGGGUGCUUUGCUGCAGGAGGGACUGGUGCACUUCACAAAAUAGAUGGCAUCAUGAGGGAAGAAAAAAUUGGUGGAUUUAUUGAAGCAACAUCUCAAGACAUCAGUCAGGAAGUUAAAGCUUGGUCGCAAAUGGGUCUUCCAAAUGGACAAUGACCCCAGGAAUACUUCCAAAGUUGUGGCAAAAUGGCUUAAGGACAACAAAGUCAAGGUAUUGGAGUGGCCAUCACAAAGCCCUGACCUCAAUCCUAUAGAAAAUGUGUGGGCAGAACUGAAAAGGCAUGUGCGAGCAAGGAGGCCUACCAACCUGACUCAGUUACUCCAGCACUGUCAGGAGGAAUGGGCCAAAAUUCACCCAACUUAUUGUGGGAAGCUUGUGGAAGGCUACCCGAAACGUUUGACCCAAGUUAAACAAUUUAAAGGCAAUGCUACCAAAUAUUAAUUGAGUGUAUGUAAACUUCUGACCCACUGGGAAUGUGAUUAAAGCUGAAAUUAAAGCUGAAAUAAAUCCUUCUCUCUACUAUUAUUCUGACAUGUCACAUUCUUAAAAUAAAGUGGUGAUCCUAACUGACAGGGACUUUUUACUAGGAUUAAAUGUCAGGAAUUGUGAAAAACUGAGUUUAAAUGUAUUUGGCUAAGGUGUAUGUAAACCGACUUCAGCUGAAUUACCAUCUGAUGAUGAUGAACUGUGAAAUGCAUCCAAACCUCAUUGCAUUCAGUAAGAAACUGUUGAAUAACAUUUGCUUUAGAGACAUUUAUUUAGAAUACACAGCAAACUACAUACAAAAAUACUAUGCAUCGAAAUAUGUUAAUAACGUGAGCCUUUUAAACAGAAUGAAUGUCUCAUAGUUAAGUUACAUGGAAGCUGUAUGAACUUUUACUUUGCCAUAAGUGUAAAUUCUAUUCUAGGGGAACAAGGUUCACUAAGUCUGUAUUUACGUACGUUUGUAGUAUACACAUAUUAUGUUGUCUUGUCAUGGAACUGAUGUAUGAAAAUACAUGUGCUAUAUCUACAAAACAUUUAGAGAAACAACAUACAUUUUUCUCUUGGGUAAUUUAAAACCUACCAUAAUAAAGUGCUGAUUUACGUAAUCUCUUAAAUUGUAUUUAGCUAAGGCAUAUAAGUCAUACAUGGUUUGUUUAUACUCUGAGCCUUUCAUAUUGGGCAUUAAACCAACGGCACUAAAACAAAACAUCUUGUGGUUGCAUUAUGAACGAUAAAUUACUUUUUGAUCCACCCUCUUUUCCGAUAAUUUGUCUGGAAGGCACUGUGUACAAGUUUGCUACAAAACAAUCAACCUCAAUUUAAUACUAAAGCUACAACAUACCCCCCAUCUGCAUGUUGCACUAAUAACAACAUUCUAUACAACCAGAUGACUUGUUGGCUACACAUGUACCUCCUACUGUAUGUGUUCUUAGGAUUGCACAUCUAAAGGAUCUGAGGUGCCGACGAGGAUUAUUUUUCAUAUACUUAUGGUCAAAUAAUUUUUAUGAUUUUCAAAUACUUUUUUUUAUCUCUCAGCCAACCCUGUUCCUGGAGAGCUACCAUCCUUUUUGCUUUAACUCUAAUUUAGUGCACCUGAUUCUAAUAAUUAGCUGGUUGAUACACGGAAUCAGUUUAGCGAAAUCCUACAGGAGGGUAGCUCUUCAGGAACACGGUUAGAGGAGCCAUGCUUUAGAUGUUGCUAGUGUCUAACCUGUAACGUUUAAUAGGUGUGGUGCUAAUAUUCUAAGAGCAUCCAUAACAUUUACAACUUUAUACUGGUAAGCAAGUUAUAUCCAUGUUCCAUUGGUUUUCUAAGAGGAAAAGUUGAAAUUCCAAUCAACAAAAUUUCCUUUAGAAAUGUUAGCCUUAUUUUAUGUUAACAUUGCUACAUCUACAAACAAUGAGUCCACUACAGCUCCUCAAAAGCAGAGAGCUGCUUCAUUUGCUCCACUUGCAUAGAGUGCCUCCUUACAAGUUUUUUUUUUGACUUGAGCUGGCCUCUUUUUGGUGAGUUUGGUGCUACUGGAGCUAUUGAUAUGAAACCUGAGGCAAGAGGGGAUGAGGGCUUGCUGCUGGCUCCGAUGUCUGGGAUAGGAGGGUUGGGGUUGACGUUCAGUGGGGGUAGAUGGCCAGGCCGGGUAUGGGAAAUGUAGUCCAGCAGCAGAGUCCCCGAGCCUCGCCUCUCCAAGAGGCCUGGUGCGCGGCGACGUGCUGUGCUAGGUGAUGACGUGCUGGCAUUGCUGUCUAGGGACUCCCUGGAGCUGGUCAGCAUGGCUAAUGGAGAUGUGUUGAGUUUCCUCCUCUCUAGAGGAACCUUAGAGUCCAGCAUGCCAGAGUCUGAGUACAGCUGGGAGUCUGAGUCAUAGUGGUCAGUGCCCAGCCAUCUCCUGUAGACCGGGUCUCUCAAGCUAGCUGGCACACUGUUGCUGCUACUGUCCUGGUCUGCAGGGACGGUGCUACGCCGGGCCAGGGGCUGGUGCUGACACAGAGACCUCUCAUAGGCCGAUUUGGAAGUUAGAGGGACAGACAAUGAGGAUGACAUUUGUGGGAACAACAUAUCCUUGCCAUCCACACUGUUUUGUCGAGACAUAGUCGAUCUCUUGGAUAGAGCAAGUCCAUUGACGCCUGUGACAACCUCCUCAGAGGUGGCUCUCUUACUCUCCUCGUGGGCCGCAGCUGCAGCCAGGACGGAGGGAGCGAUCAGCCCCCACGGCUCUGACUGCAGACGCUUCAGCUGGGGUAAACGAGCACGCUUGGGAUUGGCUGGUCGCCGUGUGGGAGAGGUUGGCCCAUUGGGAAGCUUUGCUGCUGUGCUGGAUGAUGUUUUCAACUUUGUCUGGAAACUGAAGAUAGUGUUGUGCUGCUCGGCUGAGUUAGGUGAGGGGGAGGUGUUGAGCUCAAUGUCAGAGGGAGUGGUGCAGAAUGCAGGGGAGCACCUAUCCUCUAGCUCUGGGGAAGGGGGGACAUUAAGGUACUGCUUGGUGGUUUUGGUGCCAGAGGGUGACUUGUCUGUGGUGAUAAUGAUUACUUCUUUGCCCUUGGCCUUACAUGCAUCUAGGAGAACCUUUAGGGUCUCCGUAUCAUCGACAUUGACUGCAUAGACCAAAGCAGAAGCCCCGCUCCUGUCUUCGAGACUUGGGUCAGCCCCAUUGGUCAACAGGUGGGACACCACCUCAUGCCCCGCCCUCUGGCUACAGGCGUGCAUCAGGGCUGUCCGGCCUGCUUUGUCCUGGAUGUUAGGGUCAGCCUUAUUAUCCAGCAGGUACUUGACCAGCUUUGCCUUGCUGACACUCUGCGGGUCGCUGUGUUUGGACAUGCAGGCCACCAUGAGCGGUGUCUCUCCUCGCUCGUUGCUCUCAUUAAUAUAGGCACCCCCCUCAAGCAGGAGCCUGGUGAGCCGCAGGCGUCGGAGCCAUACCGCUUUCAGAAGCGAAUUCCCGUCUGUCCGCAGCUCCAGUAUGUCUGCCAUCAUCUCCAAGACAACCACAGAUAGCGCCCUCCCUCAGUGGUGAAAGGCAGUCACAACCUGCAGCCCUUCAAACAAAGUAUUGAUUUAUUUCAUUAUAUUUUGUUCAAUCUAUAGGUCUGCUCAAUGAUUCAUCUAGUAUUAUCAAACACAGAGUCAUCACAAUGGAUCAUUUCCAAGCCUCAAGACUACCACCAGGAGGCAGUCUGUGUUCAGUAAAAAUCACUUUUGAAGACAUGGACAGGUAUGUCAAUUAUGGACGAAACUUUAUACCUUUUUAGGUGGCCUUAUUGUCAAAACAUGAAACUGAUUGUAGCAAUGAAAAAAAUAUAACUUCGUGAAUCGGAGCCUAACCUUUAUAUAUACCCUGAUGAAGAUGGCUUGGCUGUCAGGAACGUUGGUUAUACAAUUAUUGCAUCUGAGCUCCUAGAGUGUGCUAAUUUCCUUUUCUUUUUCUAGGGGCCUAAUCUUGUCACAUGUAUCUUCUGUAAGCUUCGAUCUCCCUGUGUAAAACAAGUUAGAUGGAAGGAUGUGCGUUAAAGGCUAUAUGUAGGCUAAACGUUCUGUAUUUAAAUCAAGCCAUUUAUCUUGAAUGUAUCGCUUGCUAGAUGGAGAUGGACAACCUUAGCCUAGUAUUUUAACUUUUUUUGUUGUUGCUCUGUAAUUGACCAAUUAAUCCCAGAUCCAAGACUAUACAUUAAUUAGUUCGAGCUUUAGAUAAUAAAAUACCAAAAAUAUAGAACAUGACAUAUGGAGAUAAUCAUAUGGUUGUAGAAGAAAACAGCCUCACCAUGAGCGUUAACAUCUUGUGCAUAGCAUAAAAGAGUAUGCCUACAGCAAAAACAUAUACUUUGCUAUUUUUUCUUACAAGACUCGAUGACAAGUAAGAUAUGUCUUAGUGUAGGCUACCUAAUGUGCAUGAUCGAGUGAAUAAGUAUUACCAUCAUCCUCGCGCGAUCGCGUAGAAUAGUCUAUAGCGCGUCGCUGUCCAUGGUCCUCAUUGUGGAUAACUUGUUAGACGCGCGUCUGGUAGAAAACGUUUUAACUAUACAAUUCAUAAUAUGUUGCACAAUGUAAGCUACAUUUUUGUAUACACUUGUAAUAUACUAUGAUCCCUGUGUGUCAUUAAAAUAAAGUAUUAGCAACAGAAGUCGCCUAAAAAGGACUUCAAUUUAAGGUGUUGGCUAUAUGCGCCUAACGUUUCAUAUUCUCAUUAGCUAAACUAUCUUAAAUGAUCGAAUCAUAGUAGGCUUCUCAAAAAGUGUGUGGUCUAUACAAUGUUAGUAUGAAAUUACAUGAGUGGUAUAUUAAUGUUGAUUCUGUAUGUUUUUAGCAAGAAAAAAUCUGCAUUCAUCCACAUGGUUUUAUACAAAAUAUCAAGAAGGUUUAACUGUCAUUCAACCAUGUAUCUUACCUGAUCCAGGCUUGUCAUAUUCAAAGGUGCACCAAAUGUUUUGUCAUUACCUGUCCUGAAACAUAAUGAAAAUAAAAGUUUUCAAAUGGU
Oncorhynchus kisutch (coho salmon) is the source of this 7143-nucleotide messenger RNA. Its product is annotated as retinol dehydrogenase 12. Lineage: Eukaryota; Metazoa; Chordata; Actinopteri; Salmoniformes; Salmonidae. Bases 181 to 1170 code for a protein of 329 amino acids. The record is from RefSeq and is a predicted model, not a curated record. The transcript has 7 exons.